AUGUUUGGUCUGAAAACUGACACCAAAGAAACGAUUAUGUCUUGUGAUGUCACACAAGAAGAUCUCAAGGCUUUUGAGAGACGUCUGACGGAAGUGAUAGCAUGUCUGGAGCCACAGACCCGCAAAUGGAGAAUCUUAUUAGUGGUCAUCUCUUUAGCCACACUUAUAGGUGGUAUUCAGUGGGUGUCGGAUCCAAUCACAUCUCAAGUGUCAUUCAUUGAAUCUCUUGUGAAUCAUUUGUUUUUUACGACGAGUUGCAUACUAUUGACAACUUUAUUCAUAUUUGGUGUCCACCGAAAAGUGGUUACCCCGCAGGUCAUCGUAUCGCGAGUCAGAUCUGUUUUGCACGACUUUAACAUGUCAUGUGAUGACUGCGGAAGACUUAUACUUAAGGCUCAUUCACAGUCUUCUCGAUCGUCAUCAAUGGCCAGACAUUAAUUGCCAUUCAUUUGGCCACAAAUCACAAGUGUCUUACAAUAUAUAAUCAAGUUUUAGGU
This is a messenger RNA of Oppia nitens, 497 nucleotides long. Its product is annotated as nuclear envelope phosphatase-regulatory subunit 1-like. Lineage: Eukaryota; Metazoa; Arthropoda; Arachnida; Sarcoptiformes; Oppiidae. Bases 1 to 438 code for a protein of 145 amino acids. Gene Ontology annotation, cellular component: Nem1-Spo7 phosphatase complex; cytoplasm. The record is from RefSeq and is a predicted model, not a curated record. The transcript is spliced from 2 exons.